This is a messenger RNA of Malassezia vespertilionis, 2913 nucleotides long. It is a transcript of the gene SYF1, whose product is annotated as pre-mRNA-splicing factor syf1. The record is from RefSeq and is a predicted model, not a curated record. Bases 1 to 2913 code for a protein of 970 amino acids. Gene Ontology annotation, biological process: mRNA splicing, via spliceosome; generation of catalytic spliceosome for first transesterification step. Gene Ontology annotation, molecular function: protein binding. Gene Ontology annotation, cellular component: post-mRNA release spliceosomal complex; Prp19 complex; U2-type catalytic step 2 spliceosome. The transcript has a single exon. Lineage: Eukaryota; Fungi; Basidiomycota; Malasseziomycetes; Malasseziales; Malasseziaceae.
AUGGCUGGAGCCAGUAAAACCCCUGCGGUGCUGGAGCUGGAGCGGAUCCGCGCGCUAUUUCCCUGUACAUUUCCUGUGCCUGCGCCACAUACACAUCCCGACAUUGUCCCAGCCGAUGAUGUCGCGCUCGAGCAGGAAUUGCUGCGCAAUGCAGACAGCAUCCGGACGUGGCUUUCUUACAUUACGCAUGUGGAAGAAGCAAACUACCGCAAACGUCCGAUUCCAGAUACAUGGCUCUCGUCUGCAGGUGUCGAGCUGCUAGGACUCUUUUCUGACGCAGCACAGCGGCUUGCACUGCAGCGCGUUGUCAGCAUUUACGAGCGCGCACUGGCCCAGUUUCCCUACGCGUACCGACUUUGGUCGCGCUACCUGCGUGCCCGGGCGCGAUUUGUUUUGGGCGAGCCCCAGGGGGGGGCACAAGCCGCCCGCGCACGCGCGCUGCACCAAAACGUGCUGGAGAUGGGCCCAUCGCUGCUCGAUUCCAGAAAACAGGAGGAAGCGCAGACCCAGUGGGAUGGCGGACUCGACGGAGUGCUUGGCUGGCAAGAAUGGCGGAGCCUUGCAGCUGCGUACGAGCGUGCGCUCAUGUGGCUGCCGGCCAUGCCGCGGCUAUGGCUUGACUACGUGCAGCUAUUCGUGCACCCAAAAUGCCCGCCCAGCUUGUCUCGCACGCACGCACGCCGUACAUUCGACCGUGCUUUGCGCACGCUCCCUGGCUCGCUCCAUCUGCGCAUCUGGAAGGUGUACCUGCGCUGGGCCGAGCUGUGCGGCGGCGAGACGGCCCAGCGUGUCUGGCGCCGCUACCUGCAAGUCGACCCGAGCUUGUCCGAGCGGUACGUCGCCUUGCUCAUCGAGCAGCCAGCCGCGCCGUACUAUGCAGACGGUGCGUGUGCAAGUGUCGCGCCCUCUUCUUCGGACUAUGUGCACGACGCGGACGCGGACAGCGAGGAAGAAACAGAGACGAUGGACGCGCGGCAAGCAGCACGCGUCUUGGAAGCGGCCAGCGUGCUCCUGCGACUGGCACGCGCGGCGCUGCAAGGGACAUACAUGAGCCCCGACGGCAAAAGUGCGUUUCAGCUCUUUGUCGAAUGGCUCGACAUUGUCGACAGAUUUCCCGAGCAAGUCGGACUCUCCCAAAAAGAGGAAGCCGCGCUCGGGGAGCAGCAAGAUACCACACGCCUGCCCGUGCACCGCAUUGUCCUGCAGGAUGGGCUCGCUCGAUUCCCCGAUCAAGCCGGCCGACUCUGGACUGGGCUUGCGACGUACUAUAUCAAGCGCGGCGACCUCGACACCGCGCGCGAUAUUUUUGAGCAAGGCAUAAAGCAAGUGCUCACCGUGCGUGACUUUACGCAAAUCUUUGACGCGUAUGCCGAGACGAGCGAAAAUGUGAUUAGUUUUCUCAUGGAGGAGCUGGCGGAAGAAGACGACGAGGUGGCCGAACGCGAGGCCGAAGUCGAUGCGCGCAUGCAGGAGUUUGAGGCGCUCAUGGAGCGCCGUCCUUUCUUGGUCAACGAUGUCCUGCUCCGGCGCAACCCAGACGAUGUGCAGGAGUGGGAAAAGCGCGUUUUUUUGUGGGGCGACAACGACGAGGAAAUUGUGGCUACGUACAAAAAUGCACUCGACACCAUCAAUCCGCGCAAAGCGACGCCCAACUUGCAUUUGCUUUUUAUUCACUUUGCUCUCUUUUACGAGCAAGGUGGUGCAAGAUCGGAGCGCGCAGCGAGCGAUCUUGUUGCUGCGCGCAAAAUCUUUGAGCGCGCCGUCAAGGUCCCGCACAAGCGUGUGGAAGACUUGGCAGAGGUGUGGUGUGCGUGGGCCGAGAUGGAAGUGCGGAACGGCAACUACAACGAGGCGCUCCGCGUACUGUCUCGCGCCACGAGUGCGCCAAGCACGCAAAACAAGCUCAAGUCCAUCUCCUACUUUGACGACUCGCUCCCUGCACAAACGCGCGUGUUCAAAAGCCUGAAAGUAUGGGGACUCUACACCGACCUACUCGAAGCGCUCGGCACUAUCGACGCUGCAAAGCACGCCUUCGACCGCGUAAUGGAGCUCAAGAUUGCCAACGCCCAAACGAUUAUUAAUUACGCGGCGUUCCUGGAAGAGCAGGGCUACUUUGAAGAGGCGUUUAAAGUGUACGAGCGCGGCGUAGAAGUGUUCUCUUAUCCGGUUGCUUUUGAGCUGUGGAAUGUGUAUUUGAGCAAGUUUUGCAAGCGAUACGGCGGCACACGUUUGGAGCGCACCCGCGAUCUGUUUGAGCAGGCGCUCGAAAAGUGUCCGCCCAAGUUUGGCCGCCCUCUCUUUCUGCAGUACGGCAUGUUUGAGGAAGAGCAUGGACUGCUCCGCAAAGCGAUGCGCAUAUACGAGCGCGCGACCAAGGAAAUCGUGCCCAAAGACCGCUACGAAAUGUACUUGUAUUACAUUGCCAAGGCAGCCGCACACUAUGGUAUUGUAGCGACACGCCCAAUCUACGAAGCCGCGAUGGAGGCCCUUCCCGAUCGGCAGACGGUCCUUUUGGCGCUGCGCUUUGCCGCGAUGGAGCGCAAGCUCGGCGAGACGGAACGUGCGCGCGCGAUUUAUUCCUACGCAAGCCAAUUCUGCAGCCCCACGACCAGCACCGAGUUUUGGAACGUGUGGAAUGCAUUUGAGAUCGAGACGGGCACCGAAGAUACGUUCCGUGAGAUGCUCCGGAUCAAGCGGUCCGUCCAGGCGCAGUUUGCCUCGGAGCUUGGCUCGAUGGUGUCGAGCGGCGCAGCUGCGCCCGCCAUUGCGACGGAUCCAAUGGCGAUGCUUGAAGCGCGUGCGUUAGAGUCCAAGCCCAGCGCUCCUGCAUUUGUCUCGGCGACAAGUGUAUCAAAGCCAGCACAGGACACUCGCAACACGGAGCAGGUAGGCGUAGACGAAGACCUUUUGUAG